UACGUGGACAACUCCCUCUCUCUCUCUCUCUCUGUAUGAAUGGUGAUUCAGAGAGACCCAUUGAGCCGUUUGAGGAUCCCGUGGAGGAGCCAGUUGCUGCGAGCAUAGAUACAGAAUCACAUCCACAUCGGAGAUGGUAAUGGGAGUGAGCAUUCAGUGCUUAGUGGAUCUUGUGGUAGCGGGAAUUUCUUUGGUGAUUGGAUUGGGGAUCUUCGCUUUCGUUGCUUCCAUCCUCUGCUCCGCCGCCUUUCUGCACCACGCCAAGGCCUUCUCCUGAGACAGAUAGAGCUGGUUCAAACACAUGCAACAAAUGAAAUAUGGGGUUUGUGGUGAGGUUUGAAUUCAAAACUUUUGUUUGCUUUGAUAUCAUGUUAAAUUGUCAAUUACCAUCUCAUCUAAGAUUUAAGCUAGUAGGUAGAGGAUUAACUUAUCUUUUAUAUUAUUAUUUUUACUCUCAACAGACCUUUGGCCUUAUCCCUUUUCAAUGCCCUAGUCUAGUUUUUUGAACAUUGCUUUUAUCUCCUAUCUAAGAAGCAUGAAAAAUGCCGUAUACACUGACUUGCCAAUGUUCAAGAAAAUUAAGACCGGAACAAGGAAGAACAUGAUAAAUAGUAAAUUAUAGUUUUGUAUGUGCAUGUAUUAGAAAAAUAGUUCUUCUUUACACGAUAGGGAAAAAAAUGUGAUUAAAAGCUUUCAUAUGUAUUCUAAAACACUUAACGAUAAAAAGUUUUGAAAUCUAUUAAUUGAAAUCUACAUUGUUUUUAUUAAUUGAUUCUCAACUUGUUUCUUUAGAAUUAGAAUAAACUUUUUAUUUAUUUAAUCAAUGAAUGUUUAAGAUCUCAAGAUACAAAUAGGUCUCACCCAAGUGUUUGUAAAAUGUCUGAUAGUAAAAAAAUUAAAGAGGUAAUAGGAUAUGUUUGGUUGAACGGCGGACAAACAUUUGGAACAAGGGUGGAUUUAGGAUUUUGUUUAGUGAGAGUAAAAUUUAAAUAAAAUCAUAUAGAAAAUCUUUUUUUUUUCAUUGACAGUUAAAGUAAUUAAAAAUAAAUAUUUAAAUAUUUUCUAAAACAAAUGGCAAGGUAUCAAGUGUUAAUCCCUCUAGGUGGGAUUGUCCAACCUAACUUCAAAUAUUUGUUAAGAAAUGAAAAUUUUGAUUAAAAAUUCUAAACUUGACACGAGAAACCAAUAAACAGGAUUCUAACUACAAUUUUAUGCACAAUGUAUUGUUUUAUAAAGUUUGUUCUUUAUUGGUAAGAAAAAAUAAGAAUAGCCUAAACCACGAAAGAAUGAACUAGUAAAAAUAACUUAAGGUACCAAAUAUGUAAUGGUCUAUGUUUUUUCAUUUCAAUAUUUGUUGGAUAUAGUUAAUUACUAAUUUCCAAAUCAAAUCAUUUUGCUGAACACAAGCAAAGAACAAGAAAAUAUCUUGGAUGAGAAUGACAAAAAUGUAUUCAUGGAUUUGACGCAAUCUAUGUUCCAAUAUGGAUUUGUUCUGUAAGUUCUUCAUCAAGGAAAUAGUUUGUAUUCAAAAUUUAGAUGGAUGUGAUUUUAUCUUUUAUCUUUAAUAUGUAUUUGUUUCCAAAUUUUGGCUAUACACAACUUUAUCAUAAUAUAUGUGUAUGUCUGUUUCAUUAUCUCAUCCUUUUUUUUUUCUUUGUUUAUGCUUCAGAUUAUCUUUUAAUAUAUCUACUUGAAUAAAUAUAUUUCUAAUUAUCUGUUGGACUUCUAAUCCUAUGGAGUUCAUCUUCGAUAAGGAAUUGGUUUGUAUCCAAAAUUUGAAUAAAUGUAGCUAUAUCAUUUAUAUACUUGCAUACCCAUCUAAUUUGUUGGAUAUCUAAUACCAUUAGAAUCCAUCUUCAACAAAAGCUGGUUAUUCAAGUUACAUUAUUGCUAAUCCAUAUAUUAUUUAGAUGUGUUAAAUCUUAAUUUUCAAACUCUUUAUCUUCACUCAUUAUACACAUCUAAUCCAUCAAGAACUGGCAUUGUAAAGUCUAUCAUCCAAUAGGUUUUGGAUUAUUUUAAUUAGUUUAGUUAUUACUGUUAUUAUUUUCUUACCACUAUCCUAAUUUCUAUGUUUCUUAUAGUCUUAUAGAUAUCUCUCCAUAUAUAUAUAUAUAUAUACAUACAUACAUAUUUAUAUCUUUAUAUAAGACAUAUCGCCAUAUAUAUAUACAUAUUUAUAACUUUAUAUAUUUUUAUU
Diospyros lotus (date-plum) is the source of this 2200-nucleotide messenger RNA. RefSeq lists its product as uncharacterized. The record is from RefSeq and is a predicted model, not a curated record. The transcript has 2 exons. Lineage: Eukaryota; Viridiplantae; Streptophyta; Magnoliopsida; Ericales; Ebenaceae. Bases 134 to 277 code for a protein of 47 amino acids.